AUGGUGGCGGGCGGAGCCGUGCGGCUGCUGCCGCUCCCGCGCCCCCUCCUCGGGCGGGCCGCCGGGGCGAGGGGGGUGCUGUCCGGUUGGGCGACCGCGGGGCGCGGCGGGUUGCGUGCCGGACGCUGGGUCGCGGUGGCCUUGGCGGUGCCCGCUGGGACCGGUUGGAAGGAGAGGCCGGGACAGCGGGGGCCGGUAUGGGUAGGGGAGCGCAGCCCGGAACGGCCGCCUCGGGGGCUGCUGCGGCGCUUGGGUCUGGUGCUCCGGUUGGGUCUGCGGGCCUGCGGGUUGCUGCUGCGCUUCGGCCCCCUGCUGCUGCUCUCCCCGCUGAGCCGCCUGUGGCCCGGCCUGGGCGCCCUGUGGCUGCGGCUGCUGCGGCGGGCGGCCGAGGCUGCUGGCCCCACCUGUGUCAAGCUGGGCCAGUGGGCCAGCACCCGGAGGGACCUCUUCUCCGAGGCCUUCUGCGAUGAGUUUUCCAAGCUGCAUGUUGAGGUGAGCCCGCACCCGUGGGGCCACACUGAUGAUCUCCUGAGGAAGGCCUUCGGCGAGGACUGGACAGGCAUACUCAAGUUCCAAAGUCAGGAGCCAGUCGGCUCAGGCUGCGUCGCCCAGGUGUAUAAAGCCUAUGCGGACGUCACGGCUAUCGCUGGCUCCCAGGCCAAGGAGCUAGCGCAACGCUCAGAGUUACGGUCUGCUUUUGAAGCGUGGGAAGUGUCAGGCUUUAGUGGCCUUCUCAGGUGGCUGAGGAGGAGGAAGAGCAAGGAGACACAAGAUGAGAGGAGCAGGGAGGAGCUGAGCCCAGCAGACAGCUCCCAGGGAAGUCCUGUCAGUGGGAUACCCCUUAUGGAGCAGAUGGCCAAACCACUCCUGAAUGCAAAUCCUUCAUCAUCCAGACAUCUCAUACCUGUAGCCAUUAAAGUCCUGCACCCUGGGCUAGUCCACCAAGUCCAGAUGGAUCUGUUUCUCAUGAAGAUGGGUAGCCACCUCAUUGGACUUCUCCCUGGAUUCAAGUGGCUCAGUUUGACAGAGAUUGUGGAGGAGUUUGAGAAGCUUAUGAUUCAGCAGAUUGACUUGCGCUAUGAAGCCAGAAAUCUGGAGCGCUUCCGACAAAAUUUCCUAGAUGUCGAUUUUGUAAAAUUUCCAACUCCCCUUCGGCCUUUGGUAACGACAGAUGUUCUAGUGGAAACAUUUGAGGAGAGUGAGCCUAUUUCGCACUACCUGCAUGCAGAGAUUGCCACAGAGCUGAGGCAGAGACUUGCAAAGAUGGGCAUGGACAUGCUGCUAAAAAUGGUCUUUGUUGACAACUUUGUCCAUGCUGACUUGCACCCUGGGAACAUCCUGGUUCAAGGCACGGCCCAUGUCAGCACCAGCUGCAAGGAGCAGACUGCCAUCGUGGACCUGUGUGACACGCUCGUGGUGGAAGUGCAGCCACCCCUGAGGCAGCUCUGCCUGGUGCUGCUGGACGCAGGGAUAGUGGCGGAGCUGCAGAGCGCCGACAUGCAGAACUUCCGUGCGGUUUUCACAGCUGUGGUCCAGGGCCAGGGGGAGAGAGUGGCAGAACUGAUCCUUCAUCACGCCCGUGCUAACCAAUGCCAGGACAUCGAGCGAUUCAAAGCUGAGAUGGCAGAACUAGUGACCAAGGUCCGGGGGAACACCAUUGCCCUAGGAAAGCUUCAGGUGGCAAAUCUCCUCUCCAAUGUCUUUAAACUGUUGAUGACCCAUAAGGUGAAGCUCGAGAGCAAUUUUGCUUCCAUCAUUUUUGCCAUCAUGGUUCUGGAAGGUCUUGGUCGUUCACUGGACCCUGAACUGGACAUCCUAGAGGCAGCUAAACCACUGCUCAUCAAAACUGCAGCUUCUGUCCUUGAAUAG
Molecule: messenger RNA, 1869 nt
Organism: Charadrius vociferus (killdeer)
Lineage: Eukaryota; Metazoa; Chordata; Aves; Charadriiformes; Charadriidae
Gene: ADCK2
Product: aarF domain containing kinase 2
Exons: 8
Coding region: 1-1869 (622 amino acids)
Cellular component (GO): mitochondrion
Source: RefSeq, a predicted model, not a curated record